Molecule: messenger RNA, 16948 nt
Organism: Uranotaenia lowii
Lineage: Eukaryota; Metazoa; Arthropoda; Insecta; Diptera; Culicidae
Gene: LRP1
Product: low-density lipoprotein receptor-related protein 1
Exons: 16
Coding region: 1-15318 (5105 amino acids)
Molecular function (GO): calcium ion binding; protein binding
Source: RefSeq, a predicted model, not a curated record
AUGACAAGCCCUGGAAAGUAUGUCCGUGCCCUUAGAUUCAGUUCUUCCUCUGAAAACGAUGUUGAAGAACUAAUGUCGACCACCAGGUUUGACAUGAUAUCAGAGACAGGUAGCGAAUCCGGUAGUCGCAUGUUAACACGAGUUGAUUCUCAAUGUUCCAGCGAUGGUGAAUCUUUCUUUUUGAAUAGUGUGUUGGAAACAGUUGAAAUUGAGAAUCAGGAUCCGAGUAUUCAGACCAACUCAGAGCAUGGGAAAUCUGAUAGGCAUGUAUCAUCGAUUGGUGGAACAGCAUCUUUGGAAACACUUUCAAACCGAACACGUCAGGCUUCUCACAACUCCAUGGAUCGAUUUGGAAAAUUGCUAUUUGACCUUGUUGAUGCCUAUCGCUAUGGACAACAGCAUACAACGUCAAAUCGAAAUGUUGCACUGGAAAAAAGCCGAUUGCCUCCGAACCAACCCAGCGAAUUUCAUCAGACUGAGAUACAGCAACAGACCCUCGUAAAUGCAUCAACCGUGCCUUCACUUAUCCGUUGGGACCAAGUUAAGCGUUUUCCAGAAAAUAUACCUGCUAACAAAAUGUGGGAGUCCUGGUGUCGUUUUAUCAAAAAUUUUACUAUGGCCGCAUCUCUUGGUAAUGCGCAUGACCCUACACAACGUGCACAGCUUUUAUAUAUUUCGCUCAGUGAGCAACUGCAAAACAUAGUUAACGCUUUCAACCUUAUGCCGGACUUGACGACUUUAUCUUGUUACAAUGAUUUCGUCAAAAACAUUGAGCGUCACUUGCUUUCAAUGACCGACACGACAGCUGCGCAUGAGGCGUUUCAAGUUAUGCGUCAAGGUAGGAAAGAAUCGAUGGUGACUUUUUACUCGAGACUUGUCGAGAAAGUACGUUUGUGCGGUUACAAUCUUGAGGAUCAGCAGAAAUUUGUUCGAAUACAAUUGCUCAAAGGGAUGACGAAUAGGGAAGUAGCGCGUAUGGCGCGGAUUUGCGGAUACGACAUCAAUGUUGUCGUUCAAGCCGCAACGCGUGAAGAAGCAGUUAACCUCGAUGCAGGUCCUUCUGGAAGUGCGUUUGCAGUGAGCCGAAAACCAAUAUCCAAGGAAGUUUCUCGAUUGAAACGAAGAAGCCUGUUUCAGAGAAGUUCGACUGCUAAAACUAUGUCAUCUCAAAGCUAUUCCAGGGAUAAUCCCAACUCCGGAAGACGUAGUCGUUGUUCCAGAUCCACCUGUCCGAGGAACCAAUUCACCUGCGGAGACGGCAAAUGUAUUCCCCAUCACUGGAGGUGUGAUUCGUACACGGAUUGUGCCGAUGGAUCGGAUGAAAUCGAUUGCGACCGAUCCCACAAAUGCAAGGAGGAGCAGUUCCAGUGCAAACUGACGAACCGUUGCAUCCCUCGGAGUUGGACCUGCGACGGGGACGCCGACUGCGGGGUGAUCGAAAAAUUUCGCACCAUCGACGUGUCGGACGAGGACGCCGAUCUGUGCCGCAGCUCCAAGCACUGCCUGCCCACUCAGACGGUCUGCAGCAAUGGCAAGUGUUUGGAUAUCGAAAAAUUUUGCGACGGCACCUGGGAUUGCUCAAAUGAUGAGCUGGGAUGCCCUGCGAAUGGGACUUCUACGGCUGAGUGUGAUGCCCUGAAGUGUUCGUAUGAAUGCCGCCAUACCCCAAACGGGGCCAGGUGUUUUUGUACCAAGGGAAGCCAACCGAAUGGGAACGUUUGUGAGGAUUUCGACGAGUGCCAGGUUGAUGGCGUUUGCGACCAGAUCUGUGAGAACGUUCCGGGAUCGUAUCGGUGUUUGUGUGCCGCCGGAUAUAUCAAGAGUGGAAAUAAGUGCCUGGCUGUGAACACUCCCAAGGAGGAACCAGCUUCUCUGCUUUUCGCAACACCUAACGAAAUACGAAAAUUUCCUGUGAUCAACGGAACAUUUCAACGACUGGCGAAUGUUUCCUACAUGCAUCUGAAAACCGAAAACGUUCUCGCCCUGGAAAUGUACCAUCGGAAUCGGACCUUCUGUUGGAUUGCCGGAGAUUCAACCUUCGAGUGCCAUAAUGUAGACUCAAAUCGAUCGCUAAACGUGCAAAGUGUUCCCCUUCCGGAUCUUUUUCCGAACAUCAACUCAAUCGAUCAGAUAAGCGUGGAUUGGAUUUCGGGGAACUGGUACUUUCUCGACAAUCAGCGGGAAAUAAUCUUUGUCUGCUCCGGAGCUAUGAAACACUGUUCGAUAAUCCUAGAGAAUGAUCUUAUGAAGCCACGAGGCAUGGAACUGGAUCCGACCCGGGGGUUUCUUUUUUUCACCAAGUGGGGUAGUUCCUUGGCCAGUGUUGAUCGGUCCUUUCUCGAUGGAACCAAUCGCACUUCGAUCGUCCUGAAAAAGAUCGUGUAUCCUCAUGGAGUAGCACUGGACAUUGCCCUUCAACACGUUUACUGGGUCGAUACCUACCUGGACUCGAUCGAACGCGUCAACUACGACGGAAGCAAUCGGUGGUUUCUCAAAAAAUCUGCCAACUUUAUGAUCAACCUCCAAUCCCUCCAUGCUCUAGACGUCUUCGAAUCCACCAUCUACGUUUCCUCCUGGAAAAAUAAAUCAAUUAUCGCCAUCGAUAAAUACACUGCCGAAGUAAAAAUCGUGAUGUCAAACGUUUCUCGAGCUUUCCACCUGCACGUGUUCCACCGGCAGAAGCAACCGGAAGUGGCCCACCCUUGCCGGAAUCAGAACGGCGGAUGUGAUCACCUUUGCAUCACCGCUUGGAAGAAAACCGUUGCCAUCGGCCAGUGCCUCUGCUCCCCGGGCUAUCGGCUGAAAACCAAAAAUCAGUGCAUUCUAGUCAAACGGCCCACGUUUCUGCUCUAUGCGAAAGCCACGCCCGGAAUGAUACGGGGCAUUCCGGUGGGGAUCAAGUCACAGGAGGCGAUCGUUCCGGUUACGAAUUUGGGAAGGGAUAUUACCUUCGAUUAUCACAUCGAGGAUCAGCUGAUCUACUUUGCGCAUCAUGACAAAAACCUCUCGAAAUUUUACAUCGAAAGCCAAAAGCUGGACGGUACCAAUCGAACCAAACUCUGGGAGGCACAAGGGUCCUGCGAUGGACUUGCUUACGACUGGGUCGGAGACAACCUAUUUUACACCAACGCCGAACGGGGGCGCAUCACUGUGCUGAAGCUGGGCGCCGUCGCCAACCUAUCGGCUCGAAUCAUCCUUCGGGAUCUGAUCAGCCCCCAAUCGAUCGUGCUGGACUCGAAAAAAGGAUUCAUGUACUGGGCCUCCUGGGCACCACUUGGCGGUCGAAUCGAGUGGUCCUGGAUGGAUGGUCAAAGGAAGGAUGUCCUGGUCGAUGGUCACGAGCGGCCGAUGAUCUGGCCCAGUGGUUUGGUGAUCGAUCAGUUGCAGAAACGACUGUAUUGGUGUGACUCUAGGACAGGAAUGAUUGAAAGUGUAACCCUGGAUGGUCGCGACAGAACGCUGAUCUACGACGGAAGCGCUAAGAAUCACUACCCGAUUGCAAUCGGGGUUUACAAGCAGCAAAUUUUUUUCUCGGAUAAUGUUAAAGGGAAUAUUGAGCGGUUCAACAUCAGUAAUCCGGAUUCUGUUGACACAGUAGCCGUUGAAAAACCUCAAAUUUUCGGUAUCAAGAUCUCCGAUAACCUAACCCAAUACAACAGUAACCACAAAAAACUAUGUGAAACCGGUUGCCCGGGAAUUUGUAUCAACACUCCCAUCAAACCGGAAUGCAUCUGCGAGGAAGCAUUUGUUUUAAGUCAAGAUGGAAGCAAAUGUGUGCCGGUGACUGCCAACAGUAACAGCAGUGCACCAACAUCGUGUGCCAAUGGGACCAACUUUCAGUGCCGGAAUGGGUUCCAGUGUAUUGAUCAGCGGCUUACUUGUGAUGGGGAUCGAGAUUGUGAUGACGGAAGCGAUGAGGAACAAUCUCCCGAUGGGCCGUGCAAUCCUAACUGCGACCUGGAGCAUAACUUCAAAUGUGACGAACAACGGUGCAUCAACAGAUCCCUGGUGUGCGACGGGACGGUCAACUGCAUCGACGAGUCGGACGAGGACUACAGCAACUGCCCCAAUAUGAAAUGCAUCGAUAAUUUUUUCCAGUGCACUAUCAGCCGCCGGUGCAUUCCGAAGAGUUGGGUCUGCGAUCGGCACCAGGACUGUGGGCCCCAGGAUAAUUCCGAUGAGCCGGAAAAGUGCUACCGGUGUGCGGAGUUCGAAUGCAAGAACGGGGCCUGCGUCGGGUUCGAUUUGCUGUGCGACGGCGUUAACAAUUGCGGGGACAACUCUGACGAAGCUCAGUGUAACGAAUGCAAGCCGAGUGAGUUCUACUGUAGUCCGUACGGGUGUAUCGAUCGAUCGCAGAUGUGCGACCCGAAAUUGAACUGUCUGAAUGCCUUCAGCGAUUGUCUUCCGAAUGGAAACUCUUCCAAUGCUAACGGAAGCAGCUUGAGUAUUCCAACUGUUAAGACGCAAACGGAUCUCAUGAUGCAGUGCGUGCUGGAUGUAAAUGUACUGUGUGGAAACAACAAGGACUGUGCGAAUAACUUUCGGCGGCAGUGUCAGAAUAUAACGGUUCCGGUUUUCAACGAGACAACGACGUGUCACCAUCCGAAUCGUUUGUGUCGACCUACCAAUACUUGUAUUCAGCCGGAUCAACUGUGUGAUGGCCGAGUAGAUUGUCCGGACAAUACGGACGAGGGGUUUCGUUGCAACGAUAAAAUCUGUGGUCGUUCGGAAAAGCAGUGUUCACAUCAGUGUUACAAUGCACCGGAAGGUUAUAUCUGUUCCUGUCCGGAUCAUCUGUUUCUGCAGCCGAAUGGAAAGGAUUGCUACGUAGAUCAUGCCUGUGAACAUUGGGGAACCUGCUCACAGGUUUGUAAGCCCAAUGGAAAACAUUACAAGUGUGAAUGUAAGGAAGGAUACUCACUGACGUAUGACAAGUUCACCUGUCGCAGUAACAAUCAUGAUGCCCCGCAUGUGAUUUUCAGUAACAGACAGGAGAUUCGUGGAGUUGACCUUAAUACUCUGGCGGUGAAGAAUUUCUACACUUCUUUAAGAAACACGAUCGCUUUGGAUUUUUUGUGGAAGAACGAAUCUAUUCAGAUUUUUUGGACUGACGUUAUCGAUGACAAGAUUUUUCGUGGAACACUUACCGGAGAUUCUUUGAGUAACGUUGAAGCCGUUGUUCAGUCAGGGUUGUCUACUGCCGAGGGAUUGGCAGUAGAUUGGAUCGGAAUGAACUUGUACUGGAUCGAUAGCAAUUUGGAUCAGAUUGAGGUUGCUAAGACUAAUGGGAGUUACCGGAGAACUUUAGUAGCAGGGGACAUGGUCAACCCUAGGGCGAUCACUUUGGACCCCAUGGAAGGUCUCCUUUUUUGGACCGAUUGGGAAGAAGGUGCUCCUAGGAUUGAACGCUGCACUAUGGCUGGAGAAUCUAGAGUGAUCAUCAAAUACGUCGGAGCCGAUGGGGGCUGGCCUAAUGGCAUCACCCUAGACUACGUCAUGAAACGAGUUUACUGGAUCGACGCACGAUCCGAUUCGAUAAUGACUACCGAUUACAAUGGACACGAUUUCCAUCUGGUGAUCAAGGAUCAGGAAGUGUUGUCUCACCCUUUCAGCAUAACUCUUUUUGACAACUACGUCUACUGGACCGAUUGGCGAACCAAUUCCGUGAUCCGAGCGAAUAAGUGGAACGGUACGGAUAUCACCGUCAUCCAAAGGACACAAAGCCAACCUUUUGGAAUCCAAGUUCUUCAUUCCAGUCGACAACCCAACAACCGUCCCGAUAACCUCUGCUCGCAAAAUAAUGGAGGCUGUUCUCAUCUGUGUCUUCUAAGCAUCAAUCAAACCUACCAGUGUGCUUGUCCUCACGUUAUGCGACUCGACGAGGACAAGAAGCGGUGCAUCCCGAACGAGGAGAUCCUUCUCUUCGCAAUGCCUUCCGAAAUCCGAGGAGUAGACCUUCAACAACCUAACCAUUACACGAUCCCCACGAUCAGCCAUCAGACGCAAGUGGUCCUGCCCGCUGUGCUGGACUACGACAUUGCCGAGGCACGGCUGUACUGGAGUGACAAUCAGCUAAACGAAAUCAAGUCUUCGGUCCUGGCAACGGGACCCAUCGAAACCAUCCUGGACACAGAUAUCGAAAAUUCCCUAGGCUUCGCCGUCGAUUGGAUUUCGAAACUAUUGUAUCUCUCUACAAACACCGAAACCGGAAGCAAAAUUCUAACCUGCAAUACCAAGGGUGAAUUCAUAACGGAAAUCAUUACGGAUCUGGCUCAGGUUAACAGUUUGGUCGUUCAUCCUUCUCAAGGAAUCAUGUACUUUGCCACCUCCCAAGAAUCGCCAAAGCUGUACGAGCUGUACAGCGCCCGGAUGGAUGGAUCGGCCCGGCAACUCAUCAGCAAUUCGACCUUCUAUGCGAUGGAAAGUUUGGUGCUGGACUUCGAAGCCGAUCGGCUGUACUACAUUGCUGCGAAGGUCGGCGAGAUCUACUACUACGAUAUCAAGAAUGGAAAGAUCAUCAAGGUCCUCGAAUCCAGCGGCUCUCAGCCGAUCAGCACCAUCACCGUCUACCGGGAUCACAUUUUCUACGAUGAUGGAAACGAGAGUCGGAUAAUGCGGUGCGACAAAAACCUGUGCCAGAAUCCGGAAGUGGUUCGAAACAAUACUGGCAACGUGCAUGCGAUCCGCAUGUACCACCCAGGAGCUCAGAAUGGGAGCAAUUCGUGUUCGCGGACCAAGGGUGGAGGUUGUCAGCACCUUUGUUUGCCGAUUUCAGGCGAGGAGCACGUUUGUGAAUGUGCCAUGGGCUACCGGAGGGAUUCCAGUGAUCGAACGAAGUGCGUUGGGAUCGAUAACUUCUUGAUGUACACUAUCGGGCACCAAAUCAAGGGCCUGGCGAUUGCAGAAGCCGAUAGUGAGCGGGAAGUUAUGAUGGGACCGUUGCAGAAAAUUUCGCUGGCGACGAAUAUCGAUUACCAUGCGAAGGAAGAUUUGAUCUUUAUAGCGGAUAGUGAUCGCGGGUCGAUCACUAGGAUUAAGCGGGAUGGUAGCGAACGGACCGUGAUUGUGAGCAACUUUGAGCAGGUCGUGGAUGGGAGUUCGAUCGAUUGGCUGGGUGGGAUAGCGGUGGAUUGGAUUGCGGAUAAUAUCUAUUGGGCGGAUCAGAAGCGGAAUUUGAUCGAAGUCGCUCGAUUGAAUGGAAAUAUGCGCUACGUGGUAGCGUCAAGCUUGGAGAGUCCAAACUUGAUCGAGGUCGAUCCGGUUAGCGGUUUUAUCUUUUAUUCUGGCAAGGGAAUGAUUGGAAGGACUGGGUUGGAUGGAUCCGGGAAGUUUGUGCUGGUUAACCAGACGGCCUCGAUUAAUGGGCUUACGCUGGACAUCAACAACCAGGUUGUGUAUUGGUGUGAAGGUCAAACGGAUGCCAUUUGGAAGGUUGAUUACGAUGGUAAUUUAAAGACACUUCUUUUGAACAACAGUCUGGAUGUGGUGAGGUCCCUGGACCUAUAUGAGGACAACAUCUUUUGGUCAGAUGUUAGAGGAAACAUCAAAGCAGCAAACCUCAAAAACAUUACCGUCAAUUGGCCAGUAACAGAAGUAGAAGGAAACGCCCUGAAGGACAUCAAGAUCUUUUCGACAAACAAACAGCAGAAAACGAAUGCUUGUGGCAUCAACAAUGGAGGCUGCAAAGAACUUUGCUUGUUUAACGGCACCCAUCCGAUCUGUGCCUGUUCCCAUGGACAAAUCUCGACGAAAGAUCAUAAAACCUGUGAGUCGUACGAUAACUUUUUGAUCUUCUCAAGGGUAUCCUCGAUCGAAAGUAUCCACAUGACGGACUCCACCAACAUAAAUGGACCUAUUCCGGAAAUCCAAAACAACACGUUCCUCAAAAACACCAUUGCCUUAAGUUACGACUACGACAAUCGAAUGAUAUUCUACUCGGAUGUAGAACUUAGUUCAAUCAACUCGGUUACCUUCGAAGGGACUAACCAUCGACAGAUUGUGUCAAAACAGCUCACGGUAGAAGGUCUAGCUUUUAACCCGAUCACCAAACAACUGUUUUGGACAUCGAACAACGAAGCCUCGAUUCGUUCAAUUGAGGUCAAUGCAACAACCGACGAUUCAGUAACAAACGCUGGACUAGUUAAAGAACUGAUCAAACUCAAACCGACCGAUAAACCCAGAGGUAUUGCCGUUGAACCUUGCCUAGCAAUGGUCUACUGGACCAACUGGAAUCCGCUGGCGGCGUCGAUCCAAAGAGCCUACCUGUCAGGCUACGGCCUAGAAAGCAUCAUAACCACCGAUAUUCGGAUGCCGAACGCGAUCACUCUGGAUUACCAAACGAGGAAGCUGUAUUGGGCCGAUGCGCGGUUCGAUAAAAUUGAGCGCGCUGAUUACGACGGGCGGAACCGUAUUGUGCUGGCUCAUUCGACGCCGAAGCACCCGUUUGCAAUGGCUGUUUACGGAGAUUUGCUGUUCUGGACCGAUUGGAUACUGCAUGCGGUGAUUCGGGCGAAUAAGUACUCCGGUAGCGAUGUAGUUUGGUUGAGGAAAGAUAUUGCUCGGCCUAUGGGUAUCAUUGCGGUGCAGAAGAUCGAUCAGGAUUGUAGCGCCGAUCCUUGCAGGGUUCUGAAUGGAGGAUGUGAAGAUGUGUGUCUGUUUGCCGGUGGGAAGAUCGAAUGUAGCUGUACCCAUGGUGUUCUCCACUCGGAUGGUAGACGGUGCGUGCCGAAGCAGUCGUACAACUGUUCAAAGGAGGAAUUCAGCUGUUCGAACGGGGGUUGCAUACCAUAUUACUUGACGUGUGACUCGAUCCCGCACUGUUUGGAUGGGUCGGAUGAAAAGGCGAGCUUCUGUGCCAAGCGAGACUGCCCGGCUGGGUUCUUCCUGUGCAAUAAUCGCCGAUGUGUUCCGUCGAGACAACGCUGUGACAAUGUGCAGAAUUGUGGAGACGGUAGCGAUGAAGAAAAUUGCGACUGUGACCCUGCCACUCAUUUCCGGUGCAAUAAUGGGCAGUGUAUUUCGAAGAAUAUGCGCUGUGACUACGAUCCCGAUUGUAAGGACAACUCGGACGAAUUCGGAUGCCCACAGGUUAGAAAUUGUAGCGCCAUGCAUUCUGGAGAAUUUAUUCAGUGCCCAAACACUACGGCCUGUUACGUUAAAUCCUGGAUCUGCGAUGGGGAGAACGAUUGUUUUGACCAUAGUGAUGAAAUGAACUGUACGACAACCGUUGUCCCAACCUGUCCGGCAGAUAAAUUCCUCUGCUCAAACGGCUACUGCAUACCGCAGUCUUGGAGGUGUGACAACGAGGACGACUGUUUGGAUGCCAUGAUCGGCAGUUUGAGUUCGGAUGAGCUGAAUUGUACAAGACAUUGUAAAACGAAUCAAUUCCAAUGCGUCAAUAGUACCGAGUGUAUUCCCAACAGCUGGCAGUGCGACAACAAUCCGGAUUGUGCCGAUGGUUCGGAUGAGGGUGAACACUGUCAGCAGCGAGUUUGUCCGCAGUGGGAGUUCCAGUGCCCGGCGAGUGGUCGCUGUAUUCCACGGAAGUGGGUCUGUGACGGUGAGGUUGACUGUGUAUCGGGUAAAGAGGACGAAAAAGACUGUGACCCAACGGAACCCACCUGUGAUCCGGAAUCUUUUACCUGUCACAGUGGAGAAUGUAUCAGUGCGCUGUUUGUCUGUGACGGAGACGCGGAUUGCGUCGAUGGAUCGGAUGAAUCCAUCGAUUGUGUAACACGCCCGGCAGCUUCAUGUGCAGAUGCUGAAUUCCGCUGUCGCAACAAGAAGUGUAUUCCUCAGGAGUUAACAUGCAAUCUCAACGACGAUUGUGGAGAUGGAUCGGACGAAGGAAUGCAACUGUGCAAAGAUUCCACCCUAAUUUGUGCCGCACCUGAAAUGUUCCGUUGCGAAAAUGGGGUUUGUAUCGGAAGUAGCUACCUCUGCGACGAACAGAACGAUUGCGGCGAUUGGAGUGACGAGAAAACGUGCAAAAUCAAUGAGUGUGAACAAAUGCCGGAAAUUUGUGCGCACAACUGCAAAGACCUGGAAGUCGGGUAUGAAUGUACCUGCAGACCUGGAUUCAAAGUUAACGUCAAUAACACGCAUCUCUGCGAUGACAUCGAUGAAUGUAUUGAUCGACCCUGUAGCCAAAUUUGCCUCAACAGUUACGGUUCAUACCACUGUUCCUGCAUCGACGGAUACGUCAUGAAAGAAAACGGCACCUGUAAGGCCGAUUACUCGGAAGAAGUUAAAUUUAUCUUUUCCAACAGAUACUACAUCCGAGAAGUGAACAUGGGAGGGAUGAUGUCGAUCCUCGUUCACAACCUCUCGAACGCUGUAGCUUUGGACUACGACUGGGACACCAAAUGUUACUACUGGUCCGACGUUACUUCAGUCGUGAGUUCGAUUAAACGCAUGUGCCUAACUUCAAACAAAACCGAAGUACUUCACAAAUCGACUCUCAAAAACCCCGACGGCCUAGCGAUCGAUUGGGUUGCCCGCAACCUGUACUGGUGCGACAAAGGUUUAGAUACAAUAGAAAUAUCCGAACUAGACGGUCGCUACCGUAAAGUACUGAUCAACAAAAACCUUCAAGAACCCCGUGCCAUCGUCCUGGAUCCCUUCCGCAAAUACAUGUACUGGACAGACUGGGGUGAUCAACCAUACAUCGGUAAAGCCGGCAUGGAUGGCAGCAAUCAAACGAUGCUGAUAAAAAACCAUCUCGGAUGGCCCAACGCUCUAACGAUCAGUUUCGAAACCAACGAACUGUUCUGGGGCGAUGCCCGGGAAGAUUUCAUUGCCGUCAGUGACCUGGAAGGUCGGAACCGCAAGGUAGUCCUGUACCGAGACAUGAGCCCCAGCAUGAACCUGCACCACAUUUUCGCGCUCGCCGUAUGGGAAGAUCGCGUUUACUGGUCCGACUGGGAAACCAAAUCGAUCGAGUUCUGCCACAAAUAUCGAGGCGAUCAGUGCGGAACAGUCAUCAAGACCAUUCACCGACCGAUGGAUCUCCGGGUGUACCAUCCUUGGAGACAAACGCAUCCGCAGGACAACCCUUGUCUGCUUUCCGGUUGCUCAACUCUUUGCCUUCUUUCCCCGGAAGCCCCCGGGUACAAAUGCGCCUGUCCAGAUCAUUUCGUGCUCGGAGUCGACAACAAGACAUGCAUAGCGAACUGCUCAUCAGCUCACUUCCAGUGCAAAACCACCUUCAAGUGCAUCCCCUACUACUGGAAAUGUGACAACCAGGACGAUUGCGGCGAUAACAGCGAUGAACCGGAGGAUUGUGCAGAGUUCAGCUGUGAAUCAGGACAGUUCCAGUGCGACAACAACAAAUGCAUCAGUCCGAAUGCUAUCUGCGAUGGGGAGGAUCAGUGUGGCGAUGGGUCUGACGAAAAGGAUUGCGAAGAUUAUGAGUGCUUCGCGUCGCAGUUCAAGUGUAGUAAAUCGAAAGAUAAGAAUGCAUUCUGCCUGGAUGGUCACAAGCGGUGUGAUGGAACCGUAAACUGUCCGAACGGAGAAGACGAAAGUGGCUGUGAUAAGAUGAACUGUACGGAAAAUCAGUUCAAGUGUGCUUCCGGGAUGUGUAUUUCGAAGGUGUGGAUUUGCGAUGGGGAUAUCGAUUGUGUAAAUGACAAUUCGGACGAAAAAGACUGCUUCCAGCGGACUUGCGGAGACAAUGAGUAUCGCUGCAGGAAGGGACGCUGCAUUCCGAUGUCUUGGCUGUGCGAUGGUGAAGAGGAUUGUAGCGAGGGGGAGGACGAGAAGGAAAACUGUCGACCAACGACGGCGAUCACCUGUGAACCAUCGAACUUCCGGUGUAACAACUCCAAGUGUAUUCCGGGGCGGUGGAGGUGCGAUUACGAAAACGAUUGCGGCGACAAUUCGGACGAGAUCAACUGUCAGAUGCGGAACUGUUCGGAGUCGGAGUUCCGCUGUCACGAUGGUCACUGUAUAAGGGGAAUUCGCAAGUGCGAUGGAGAGUUCAACUGUGCCGACCAUAGCGACGAGGAGAACUGUGACGUCAGCUGCAAGGAGGAUGAGUUCAAGUGCAAGAGCCAUAACUUGUGUAUAAGCACGAACUUCCUGUGCGACGGGGACAACGACUGCAUCGACGGGUCGGACGAGGAACAGUGCGAAUGCCGGGACGAUGAAUAUCGCUGCGACAACGGCAAAUGCAUCCUGCGCAAUUGGGUUUGCGAUGGGAUCGACGACUGUCUGGACCGGUCGGACGAGAAGAGCGAAUACUGCCAGGAACACGGAUGCCACAAACGUGCCUUCAAAUGUAGCAAUAAGAACUGCAUCCGUAAGGGGUUGGUGUGCGACAGUAAGGACGAUUGCGGAGACAACAGCGACGAGAAGACCUCCCUGUGCCACAAGUGCCCUCCGAAUACGUUCCGCUGCAAUAGCGACUCCAAAUGUAUAGCGAAUGAUUUGCGAUGCGACGGUAAGCCGAACUGUUUGGACGAAUCGGAUGAGAUUGGCUGCCUGCGGUCGGUUUGUGCCUUUGGGACUUGCAGCCAAGUGUGCAUGGAGAAGAAGGGCCACUACAGCUGUCGAUGUGCUGCUGGAUACCACAAGGGACCACUGAAGAACGACACCUGUUUGGCGACGGAAGAAAACGGGUUGCUUUUAGUUUCCUCGGAAUCCGAUUUCCGAAGCAUGUACUUUGGAACCACGGUCAUGGGAUUCCUGCAGACGAACUCCAAGAAAAUCGAUCGUUUCGACUAUUCGAUUACCAAACACAAUAUAACACUGUUUUGGGUAGAUAGUCACGACAAAAGUAUUCAAAAGGUCCAUAUGGAUACAACCGUGAAAGUUGUGGAAACAGAAGAAUCUCCUCACGCAAAAUACAAACGGGCAUCCUCGUCCUACGAUCAGGUCAAAACUUUGGACGGUAAACAUUCGACAGUGAUCUUGAAGAAUCAGAACAUCAUUCCACAAGCAAUCGCGUGUGACUGGCUAACCGAGCACAUCUACGUGAUCAACAAAAAGCAAAGCAACAUCUUUGUGAUCAACUUCAACGGGACCAACCACACGACACUAACGGCCACCGGAAAACACCCCAUAGAUAUCAUCGUGGACCCAGUCCGCCACGUCAUGGUUUGGUCCAUUAUGGAGGCAAUCAUUCUGUCCGGAAUGGAUGGUUUCAAGAAGCAAAAGCUGGUUCAGGCAAACAUCGAGUGGGCAUCGGGACUGGCGAUCGACCCGGCAACCGAGCGUCUGUACUGGGCUGACUACAGGAAAAGUACUAUCGAAACCUGUCAGCUGAUGACCGGAGCAGAUCGCCACGUGAUAAGCGAGAUGCACGAUGUACUGAAACCGAAGCUGCUGGAUGUGUUCGAGGACAGUGUGUACGUGAUCAUGUACAAUCAGCAUAUCCUGAAGUUGAAUAAAUUCGGACGGGAUAACGGGACGGAAGUGUUCCAGGGAACGAGAGGCUAUCGCUCUUCGGAUCUGAACUACAUCCACCCACUGAAGCAGAUUCGGAAUGUGUCCAACCCAUGUCUACUCUAUCCCUGCCACGAGACGACGGUCUGUCUGCUCUCGACGGAAAACCCUAAGGGACGUCGCUGUCUGUGUGCCGAUAGCAAGAAAAGCCCUACCCUGGAUCAGGGAGGAGAAAUCAUCAAAUGUGACGACGAAGCUAAGGUCGAGUGCAAGCUUCCGUGCAACAUGGGAACGUGCGUCGUGGAGCAAGGAGUUCCCAGGUGCAGCUGUCCGGCUCUCUACAGCGGGCAGUACUGCGAGCACUACAUCUGUUCCGGAUAUUGUAAGAAUCGUGGCGCCUGCUACAUUGUAAACAAUGUCCGCAAGUGCUCCUGUUUACCGCAAUGGACCGGAGAACAAUGCGAACUGUCGACGGGAGCUUGUCAAGGUUACUGUCACAAUGGGGGGAACUGUUCGAUUGCAAACGAUGGAACCCGAAGCUGUCACUGUCCGUUUGAAUUCCUCGGUCAUCAGUGUCAGCACUGUUCGGAUUUGCGAUGCGAAAACAAAGGCGUCUGUCGGAAGACUGCUAGCGAUAAGAGUCAGUGCGAAUGCCCGGAUGGAUUUAGCGGUAGGACCUGUGAGCUGGACAUCUGUAUUGGGUACUGCGACAAUGGAGGACAAUGCAUAAUCGAACAUGGAUCGGCGAAGUGCAGCUGUCCUCAGGGAACAUUUGGGGAGCGAUGCGAAAACCGAGACUGUUUCCAGCUGUGCUUGAACGGUGGCGAAUGUGUUCGGGACAAGAAUCCCUACUGCCAUUGCCGUAUCGGAUACAGUGGACCGUAUUGCGAAACCGAUCUGUGUGACAGUCUAGAGAAUCGACCAUCUUACUGCCCUCCGAUACGUCCUUCGCCUUCUCCUUCUCCGCCCACUGCAUGUGAAGACUUCGUGUGCAGCAACACCGGACACUGCCUGAAGGUGCAGGGCAAGCCGAUCUGCAACUGCACCAAUCAGUAUGCCGGCAAGCACUGCGAGAACUACGUGAGCUAUCCGAAUCCUUGCACCAACCACUGCAAAAACGACGGCAUCUGUCAGCUGCAGGUCAUCUCGAGCGCCAACGUAACGUACGUGCCGUCGUGCGUGUGCGUCGGUGAAUGGACCGGGGAUCAGUGCGAGCGGCCACCGAACUGCGUCGACGAUUGCGGUACCUGUGUGGCCGACAGUUUCAUCAAUGAGUGCAUGUGCGAAGACGGCACGCUCAGUAGCUGUUUGAAGCAGAUUUCCUUAUCUGAACUGGAGAGUCGAGAUCGAGCCGGUUAUACACUCUCGGUGCUGGCGGUGGUGCUAUUUGUGAUAUUGAUUGGAGUGGCCGGUUUUGGAGGGGCUCUCUAUGGACUGAAGAAACGGAGGGGUGGACAACCGUUUUCGCAUGCGCGGCUGACGGAAAAUGUGGAGAUCACGAAUCCCAUGUAUUUGGGAGAUACGGAGGAAGUUCCUGCUUUUAUACACGAGGAUGACAAGGCCCACUUUGCCAACCCGGUGUACGACUCGAUGUACGCCGGCAGCAUCAACGUGCACUCGGACUCCUCAACGCUGCCUCUCAGCGGAGUUGGCGGCAUCCUUGGCGUGGGUGGCAGCAGCAGCGGUGGCAGUGGAGGCAGCAGUAGCAUCCUGGGUGGCGGUGCAGGAGGAGGAGGUGGCGGAAGCAGCAGUAGCAGUGCCCUCAGCCACCCCCUAUUGCUAUCUAUCGGUGGCGGUGGUGCCUCUGGGAAAUCCUCAGCCCCAUCCGAGGAGAAAAAGGGCCUACUGCAGGAUGAGGGAGGUCUGCUGAAUGGUGGUCCAGGGCCAUUUCUGGGUCAUCAUCAUAGCCUGCACCAGGAUUUGUUAUGAUACCGUCUGAAGAAGUAGUACCAGCUGCGGUUCUAGGCGGGGCCACUUUUCCUUCUCCCAAGGAAUGGAACCAAGCUGGGAAGUUUCAAGUCGAAGUUUGUUUCGAACUUGUAGGUUGUUGAGCUUUUGUGUAGGUAUCUCUAGAUUCAAGAAAUAGAUUUCUUUCCAAAUACCUUUACAGGUGAUACGAACGCAUAGUCAUUCUACAUAUUAGUAACACUAUUAUUGUUAUUGAGCAAAAUUGUUUGAUAUUUUUGUACCCGAUGAUAAAAACGCACAUCGCUAACUCGAAUUAGGAGGAAACUGUAGAUAAUAUUGAUGUAGGUAAAGUAGUUAAAAUUCUGUCAGUUAGUUGGAUAUUUUUCCAUUCUCAGUUAGGAAAAUCACCAGCUGUGCUUUUUAUUAAGAUAUGUAUAUAAUUUUUCUUUUACUCAAAAUGGUGGGUAGAUUUAUGUGAAAGAUGAUUUUCUAAGACGGAUUUUAUUGAAACGACUUCUAUUGCGAAUCUAUGGUAGCUAACGAAUUAUUUGUUAAUUGUAUGUAUUUUUCAAUAUAAAAAAAGCCGUAAAAAGGGGUUUAUUUCUUAUGAAUAAAACGCAAGAAACGAACCAAAAGUUCCAUAGGAAAAUUGUCAAUAACUCAACAAAAACAGUUAGCUAGUUACACUUUGGAUCAAUAAAAGAAAGAUUAAACGUUAAAAUUUUAUACAAUUCCAACAGUACGUUGAAUAGUACUCACACAGUAAUGAGCUUUAAUAGUUUAUCGUUAAUCCUGAAAAUAAUUCUAGCCGAGAGUUGUGUAAAUGUUUCUCUCAUUAUCGAUUCCAGUCUCUAACGAAUAAAAUACUCUUUGAUAUUUAGUUUAAAACGUAAUAUGUAAGAUUCAGAAGAGAAAAAAACCAAAUGAAAACAGCAAACGAAACCACUGACUCGAGCUACGGACACAAACAUAUUGGCCGUUUCCUUUGGAAUGCCAAAAACUCUAACAUCAACACAUGUGAUUUUUACCACGAAACAACAAGUCGAACAAAAAACCGUGGAAACGAAACAAAUCCUAACGAAUCAUCAGAAAUAGAACAGGCAACUAGAAGAAAAAAGGUAAAAAUACACUACUCCAAUUAAGCGACAAAAAUAAGCAAAUAAACAUUAAUUUAAAAAAAAAAAAAAAAACAACACAACCAAACGGUACGUAAUCGAAUCUUCCGCGGGCAACUGCUAAAACGAAUAAAACGAAUAAAAUAAUGAAAAAUUGUGUAUUUUUGUACCAGGUAGCUGAACACUAGGAAAAAUUCGCGUCAUAAACUCAUUUCAAUCUGCUUAAGCAAAAAAAAAACUAGAACUGAAAAAAAAUGUCGACUAAAACAUGCUAAAAAAAUGAGGCGUAUAUAAGCAGAAAAUUUGUAAAUAAGUUAAUUUCCGUAAUCAUGAAUGCUGCUACUCAGUUGAACAAAUUUAGCGAAUCCCACGACUCGACAAGCCAUUGCAUUGAUGGAGGGAUGGAUGACAAGACGGUGCAUCGUUAUAUACUAGCUGUAACAUUGUAAAUGUGUAGGCAAUGUAAUCGACUAAAAUCAUUGCUUUGUCGCUCAGAAAAGGUGUUUAAAAUAAAGACUGUAAAUUUUUUUCAAUAA